Messenger RNA from Funneliformis caledonium, 346 nucleotides. Lineage: Eukaryota; Fungi; Glomeromycota; Glomeromycetes; Glomerales; Glomeraceae. The record is from the annotation of a GenBank genome assembly.
CCAUCGUGAAACUUUAACCGAUGGUCGAUAUUCUUUUACUGGUUCUCAUUGGAUUGAAACCGUAUCUGGUCAAAAUCAAAUCAAGUUAAACACAUAUGAAUCUCGUAACGUGUAUAAAACUUAUGCACACGCGAAUGUACUCAACCCAGAUUUUGCACAUUUUGACAAGCCUCAUAUACAUUAUAUCAAAAAAGGGUUGCAACUCUUAUUUAAUUGUCACAAAACUGACUGGGGAUUCAAUCAAGAUGACAACUGGAAUAAUCAAAAUUGUAAAAAACUUCUAGAAACCCUUCAAGAAUUUACUGCAAAUAAUGUUAAUGUUUACCUUAACACAUACAAAAAUUAA